AGGCGGAUCCUCCUACCUGGGGCGCUCGCUCCCUCGCAGCUCGUUCGCCGGGGCCGCGAGUCACCUGGGGAGGCCGACAAGUGCGGACACAUUGGCCGCCGAGGCGCUCGGCGAGGCGCGCACGGCCCCAGGCGGCUGCGCCCAGGACAGGCAGCGCCAGCCCCGCCGCCGCUCUCGGGCCCGGGCCCGGGUCCCCGCCGGCGCUCGUGGGGCUCCGCGGCCGCUCAGUCGGGCUGCGAGGGUGCGCCCCGAGCCCAGGUCACUCCCCCGGCACAGGCGGCGGCGCCCCGGCUCACCAUGGUGGCAGCGCGCGCCCAGUGCCCGCGCCUCGCCCGCCGCCGGAGCCGCAGCGCCGGCUGAGCGCGGUCCGCCAGGCCCCCGCCCCCCCGCCCGCCCGCCCGCCCGCGCGCCCCUCCGCCGCCGCUGUUUAUGGCGCAGCCCCCCGCCCUGGAUCAUGCACAGAAACUUCCGCAAGUGGAUUUUUUACGUGUUUCUCUGCUUUGGCGUCCUCUACGUGAAGCUCGGAGCGCUGUCGUCCGUCGUGGCCCUCGGCGCCAACAUCAUCUGCAACAAGAUCCCCGGUUUGGCCCCGCGGCAGCGCGCCAUCUGCCAGAGCCGGCCCGAUGCCAUCAUUGUGAUCGGGGAGGGGGCGCAGAUGGGCAUCAACGAGUGUCAGUACCAGUUCCGCUUCGGGCGCUGGAACUGCUCCGCCCUCGGGGAGAAGACGGUCUUCGGGCAGGAGCUCCGAGUAGGGAGCCGUGAGGCCGCCUUCACCUACGCCAUCACGGCGGCCGGCGUGGCGCACGCGGUCACGGCCGCCUGCAGCCAGGGCAACCUGAGCAACUGCGGCUGCGACCGCGAGAAGCAGGGCUUCUACAACCAGGCCGAGGGCUGGAAGUGGGGCGGCUGCUCGGCCGACGUGCGCUACGGCAUCGACUUCUCCCGCCGCUUCGUGGACGCGCGCGAGAUCAAGAAGAACGCGCGGCGCCUCAUGAACCUGCACAACAACGAGGCGGGCCGGAAGGUCCUGGAGGAGCGCAUGAAGCUGGAGUGCAAGUGCCACGGCGUGUCGGGCUCCUGCACCACCAAGACCUGCUGGACCACGCUGCCCAAGUUCCGCGAGGUGGGCCACCUGCUCAAGGAGAAGUACCACGCGGCCGUGCAGGUGGAGGCCGUGCGCGCCAGCCGCCUGCGGCAGCCCACCUUCCUGCGCAUCAAGCAGCUGCGCAGCUACCAGAAGCCCACGGAGACGGACCUGGUGUACAUCGAGAAGUCGCCCAACUACUGCGAGGAGGACGCGGCCACGGGCAGCGUGGGCACGCAGGGCCGCCUGUGCAACCGCACCUCGCCCGGCGCCGACGGCUGCGACACCAUGUGCUGCGGCCGCGGCUACAACACGCACCAGUACACGCGCGUCUGGCAGUGCAACUGCAAGUUCCACUGGUGCUGCUUCGUCAAGUGCAACACGUGCAGCGAGCGCACCGAGGUCUUCACCUGCAAGUGAGGCCGCGCCCGCCGCCCGCCGCGUCUGCACGCGGGCUCCGCCUCCGGGCCCCGGGCGGCCAGCUGGGCAGCGGUGGCUGCGGACGGUGGGGCUCCAGACGCGGGAGGAACCCCUGGGCCCCGCACCCUCUCCCCGUCCCGCGGCUCCUUCCCGCCAUUCCCGUCGCUUCCUGUGGCAGAACAGCGCCCGCGGCCCGGCCCAGCGAUGCCUUUUCUUUUCUCCGGGAAGGGGAGCCUCGAGGACACACGUGUCCCCGGAAAGCAGAGACGACAGGACUCUGCGUGACCCCCGCUCUGCCUGGUGGGGUGAACACGGACAGGCCACGCCGGCCGGCCCCACGUGAGACUGUCUCAGGCCACGUCGGCUGCGGGACCCUGGCGUGGGCUGGGCAGACGUGGACAGAUUAUUUAUGUUUUCAUAGAACCAGAGGAGGACUCAGCACAGGGCCAGCUGGCCCUGACCCCGCACCCCGUGGAGCGCACGCCCUCUGCCCCGUUCCUCUCCGAGGCCCGCCUGGCUCUGCCCGGGACGGGUGGCUGUGUGCGCUCGGCCCCCAGGUGAGCGGGCAGGGCUUGGUGACCAGCAUGGCCGCAGGGGACCCCUGAGGGCAGCCCUGCACAGGGCCUCUGCUCCCUUCUCUUAGAAAGAUUUUAGAAAACCCCAUCAAACCGAUCAAACUGUCCCCCAGAUCAGGUUCAGGCUGCAUCCCUCCCCAGACCUGUGGCCCCCCAGCCCUCACCAGCCUGGCACCUCGCAGUUUACAGAGCCCCUCCCACCCCGGAGCCAGCGGGACCCCAGGCCAGCACUGAGCGGGGUGUGGGGGGGCCGGGAGUCUUCAGGGUGUUGGCCUCAUUGGACAGAGGGGGACACUGAGGCCCAUCACUAGCCAGAGGCCCCAGGACCUGAGUGGGGGUGCCUGCCGUGGCUUGGGUGUCCUGACCCACAGCCCAUGGCCCCUGGCCCCAGAGGACAAGCUCUGGGGACGCCCAGGCUGGCGUGAGGCGGCCCCCACGCCUUGAGAAAUCCAUUGCACCCCUCCCCGCUGCCUCCCCGGGCUCUGCACCCCCAGAGAUGCCUGUGAGGGUUUGUCCUUGCCCAUCCUGGCCUUUCACCCGGACCCUGAUGUGGAGAGAGCUUGGGUCCAGGCGACCCUGUGCUAGGGCCCCACCUGACACCCCCGUCCCCCCGCCCCCGCACCAUGCAGGCCCUCCCUGAAGUCCACUCACCCUGAAACCUGGGAGAGGGAAGCGGAGGGGGUCGGCUCAUUCUAAUCGACGUGGGGGACGGGAGAGAUGAGAAACCGGGGUCUCGGGCAGGCGUGUCCUCUGCCGACGCUCCCACCUCCCGAGGAGACCGAGCCGCAGAGGUGACUGCUGGGAAGCUUGGUGUGCGGUGACUGCCGGUGCGCCCUCCACUGCCCACACCCCGCCCCGAACUAGGGUCUUUCCUCGUAGAUACCACGGGCGGCUGACCGGCCACCUGGGCUGGACAUCAGCCUGGGGCGAGCGGCACUGUCUGGGCCGUGCCCCUAACGAUGCCAGGACACCCCCUUAGCUGCUGUCCUGGGACCCUCCAGGCCCAUGUCCCUCCCCGCCCCGCCCCACCCCACC
This is a messenger RNA of Eptesicus fuscus (big brown bat), 3114 nucleotides long. It is a transcript of the gene WNT7B, whose product is annotated as Wnt family member 7B. Bases 455 to 1504 code for a protein of 349 amino acids. Gene Ontology annotation, biological process: neuron differentiation; canonical Wnt signaling pathway; positive regulation of JNK cascade. The transcript has 4 exons. NCBI's taxonomy places the organism in Eukaryota, Metazoa, Chordata, Mammalia, Chiroptera, Vespertilionidae. The record is from RefSeq and is a predicted model, not a curated record. Gene Ontology annotation, molecular function: frizzled binding; cytokine activity. Gene Ontology annotation, cellular component: extracellular region.